CUGCUCGCGACGACAAAUGGGCGCGCAUUCUCCUGUGACGAACGUCUUAGGGCCGUGUUUCCCUGCGCAAUAUUUCCUGUCGCGCAUAUCACGAAAAUUGACCCAGCGCCAACUUCGCCCCUGGACCUCUCAUUUCGAACAAUGAAAUGCAACUUCCGUAUCGCUGUCAGGCUAUAUUGUUUCAUUCUCGUCAUUGCCCUGUUGUUUCUCGUGCGUGUGUUGGCAGAUAUCCUAGAUCAAUAUAGCGGGGGUUUAUACUUGAUUGAUUCCAUUAUCACGCGUUUCCAUUCUUUAUCCCUCGAUUUGCCCAGUGACGCAACAAACCCCUUCAAUGUCGAGGUGGGUGAUAAAAUCAUUGUCAUGGCAAAGCUGGAGGAGGAGGAUACCGAUUGGGUACAGGAUGAGCUUCCAGACUGGCAACGAGCGAUAUAUGUCGUAAACCCCUCUCAGAAGACGCUCAACGAUCCUAAUGCCCUCACGGUCCCAAGAAACAAAGGUCGCGAAUCCAUGGCGUACCUCUCCUACAUCAUCGACAACUACGAUAACCUUCCCCGCACCAUCGGCUUCCUCCACGCGCAUCGCUCUGGCUUCUUACAGGCAUGGCACGUCGAUGCGCCGCUACACGACAACGUCAUCGCCAUGCGCACGCUCCGGAUCGCCUACGUCCAGCACAGCGGAUAUGUUAAUCUGCGCUGCAACUGGAACCCCGGCUGCAAGAAGGAGCACAGGAUCAAUCGACAUGUGACGGACGAGGUGUGGAUGGAGCUUUUCUCGGGGACAAGCACCCCGCCGCAGAAUUGGUCCGCGACAACGGCAGAGGGAGGAAGGGGAGGGGGGACUUCAGCAGACACAGUCGACGACGGAAGCCGUCCCUUACUGCAAAGCACGGAUAACCCGACAGAGAUAGCGGCAGCGUGCUGCGCGCAGUUUGCCGUGUCGCGCGACCAGGUCCUCAAGAGGCCGGUGGAGGAUUAUAUGCACUUCCGCGACUGGGUUAUGGCGACGGAAAGGAAUGAUGCGAGUAGUGGUCGCGUCAUGGAGUACAUGUGGCAUAUAAUUUUUGGGAUGGAUGCUGUGUUCUGCCCUGACGAACACCUCUGCUACUGUGCAGUUUACGGACGAUGCAAAUGACAGGCAACCAAAGCAGACACUCGGCGGAUAAAUUAUAUAAAUUAUCAUAUCUUCGAUAACAAUCAUAAUCGUAAUCAUAAACAGGCAACCUUGCGCCAAGGAAAGGGGAUGUUGAGCUUCCUCAUGGUCGAGAAGCUAUUUAAUCAUGGAAUUAUCACGAACCUCUGGGUGUUGAGAUAUUCUCUCUUUUGUCCCUGUUUCUCCCCUUCCUCUCAAUUCACAAUCGAUUAUCCUUUGCUUCUUUUC
Molecule: messenger RNA, 1377 nt
Organism: Histoplasma capsulatum G186AR
Lineage: Eukaryota; Fungi; Ascomycota; Eurotiomycetes; Onygenales; Ajellomycetaceae
Exons: 3
Coding region: 142-1131 (329 amino acids)
Source: RefSeq, a predicted model, not a curated record